Molecule: messenger RNA, 3919 nt
Organism: Phyllopteryx taeniolatus (common seadragon)
Lineage: Eukaryota; Metazoa; Chordata; Actinopteri; Syngnathiformes; Syngnathidae
Gene: pofut2
Product: protein O-fucosyltransferase 2
Exons: 9
Coding region: 493-1902 (469 amino acids)
Biological process (GO): protein O-linked glycosylation via fucose
Molecular function (GO): peptide-O-fucosyltransferase activity
Source: RefSeq, a predicted model, not a curated record
AUCGCGGAUGAUGUGGAGCCUAUCACAGCUAACUUUGGGUGAGAGGCGGUGUACACCUUGGACUGGUCAUUAGCAAAUCGCAGUGCACACAAAGUACUGUACUGUACAUUGUAGACUUCACUCUGUACACGUCUUGCGUUGAAGCGUCCCCUAGUGGAGUGAAAUAUAUGGUAGCUAGACGGAAUGGAGAGCAACUUCCUACUGAAGAUGUACUGUGGUUUGAAAUUAUAUAUUGAAAAAUAAUAUAGAGAGAGACAAAAACAACACAUACGACACGCACAAGCUACCCCAUUAGGUACGCCUUCACAACUGAAUGACAUCUAGAAGAAGAAAUUCAAUAAUGCUCAAAUUGUUUUACACUGUCAGGGAAAUUCAUUGAUGUAUACGUUAUACUGUACCUACUGCAUAUGCAGUAUAGUUUUUAUAUCAUUAUGUUAAUAUAGUUACAGUAGGUUGUGUUUUUGUCCCCUAGUUUAAAAGGUCGAUCGCUGGAUGUUGAUGGUUGCCCAGGCAACUCCGCAAACGCUUUUUCCGACUUCCGGAAGUGCGUGGCUUCGAGGAAAUAUGGCGUUCACACAAACGUCUUUAUCAUUUGCCGCUACAGAUCCGACAUACUGUCUUAGCAUUUUGUCUUUUUCCAUUUGGCUUGCUUUCGCAGGCUUCGAAACGGCAAACAGCAAGGAUGCGUUUAGUGCAAGCUACACUCCUACUGUACCCAUCGCCGCCGCUAGGGACCUACGAUACCUUCUGUACGAUGUGAACCCCCCAGAGGGUUUCAACCUGCGGCGAGAUGUUUAUAUACGCAUAGCAUCCCUGGUAAAAUCUCUGAGGAAGAAUGGUGAUGACUGGGUCCUCGUGCUUCCACCCUGGGGUCGACUGUAUCACUGGCAGAGCCCCAACCUCCAUCAGAUCCGCAUCCCUUGGGGGGAGUUUUUCAGCCUCACCAGCCUGCAGGCCAACGUUCCAGUGAUCGAGUAUGAGGAAUUCAUUGCUGAAAAUGGAGGCCCAUUCAUUGAUCAGGUUGUGGUCUUGCAAAAUUAUGCAGAGGGAUGGACUGAUGGGAAAUGGGAGGAAAAGGUUGAUGAGCGACCAUGCAUUGAGAAAUUGAUGUACAAUAAAGAUAAACAGGGCUACUACAGGGGCUGGUUUUGGGGCUUCGAAGAAACGAGAGCUCGAAAUAUAACUUGUCUGUCCACACAAGGUCAUGCCUCCAUCAUGGUUCCGGUUCUUCAGGAUAACAUUACAGUGACCUCAGUAAUGCUCGACCGAGCAGAGACUCUUCUCCAUGAUCACUAUGCUGGGAAGGAUUACUGGAAUAGCCGCCGCAGUAUGGUGUUUGCCAAGCACCUGCGCCUCAUUGGAGACGAGUUCAGAGCAAAGUACCUCAACUCAACAGAUGAUGGCGAUCACACUGUUUACAAUGAAGACUGGACUCGCAUGAAGGCCAAGCUGGGCUCUGCCAAAGGGGGUCCAUAUCUCGGGGUCCACUUGAGGCGAAAGGAUUUCAUCUGGGGUCACAGAGAGGAUGUACCUAGCCUCAAAGGGGCAGUCAAAAAAAUACGGAACCUGAUGAAGAAGCACAAACUGGAUAAAGUCUUUCUUGCAACUGAUGCAGAUGAGGAAGAACUGAAGGAACUAAAGAGGUUGUUGCCUGACAUGGUGCGCUUUGAACCAUCCAAAGAGGACCUGGAGCUUUUUAAAGAUGGAGGCGUCGCAAUCAUUGAUCAGUGGAUUUGUGCUCAUGCAAGAUUCUUCAUUGGAACAUCAGUGUCGACUUUUUCCUUCCGUAUCCACGAAGAGCGGGAAAUUCUUGGAUUUAAUCCAAAAACUACUUAUUACCGUUUCUGUGGGGACACUGAGAAAGAGUGUGAACAGCCUACACAUUGGAAAAUUGUUUACUAAUGUCAACUUUAACUUUUCCCACUAUACACAAGUGCCAAAAGCAGUGUUACUCUAUGACACAAUACAGUGUUUGAACUGUUACUUUUUGUAACGUGUAUUACUUUUUAUGCCAAGGAGUUGUGCAGAUCUGAAGUGACAUCAGGGACAACUUGUAUUGUUGUCACACAAAUCUUAAAUGCUGUUUUAAGCUUGAUUAUCUAUUAUCUAUUACUCAUACUGUUGGUAUGGGUGGAAAAUAUGUACGACUGACAUCAUGAGUGGCUUUAUGGGAGAGAGUACAAUACUGUCAGUGUAGUGCACUACAAGUGAAAAGGAUUUAUUGACUAUUGAUUUGCCUUUUCCCUUAUUUUUUCCGUCAUGAAAAAAAAAAAUCAAAAAAAAUUUAAUUUUUCAGGCACAGUUUACUGAGUACACUUUUUUGUUAAGCCAAUUGACUGGUGAAAUGACUACAAGAAUUGUUUGUUUUGUUCUGUUAUUUUUUGGGGGGGCUGUUGAUAAGAUCAUAAUGUGAUGAGAAUGGUUUCUGUGACAUCUCAGUGAUGCAGUCUACUGUUUGGAGCAAGUCUUGGCCGUGUUAAUGUGCAAUUAGCAGUCCUUUUCUACUUUGAAAGGUUGUGUGUGUGUGUAAGAAUCUUAUUAUUUGUGUGUGUUGGUGCUGCCAUACACAUCAGAAAUGUCUCACUGGUUGCUUUGGCUCUCUAAAAAGAUAUAUACCUGUAGUUAGUACUUCAUUCCCAAGCAUUUCUAAAUGGGAAAAGCAGCACAUCUGUUGUGAUCAUGCAAUUCUUACAGAUGCAACAAAUAUCACCAAUAUGUACUUGAUGUGCCAAGGCCAGCGACACGCAAUUGUCCUUGGUAUUCUCCUGUGUGUUGAGUCAUUUUGUUUCCAAAUGCAUUGAAAAUAGUACAUGGCAAGAAGAUACAAAGGUGAAACAAUUCCUGUGAAGGGAAGUGGUUUUAUCAUCCAUCCAUCCAUUUUCUACACCACUUAUCCCGGUUAGGGUCGCGGGGCGCUGGAGCCUAUCCCAGCUGACUUCGGGCGAAAGGCGGACUACAGCCUGAACUGGUUGCCAGUCAGUCGCAGGGCACAUAUAGACACGGACAGCCAUUCGUACUCACAUUCACACCGUCACUGGGAACUGAACCCACGCUUCCUGCACCAAAGUCAGGCGAGCGUACCACUACAUCAUCAGUGAUGUGGUUUGAUCAUUUAAAGUUGUUUUUGUGUGUGUGUGUGCUAUUAAUAACUUUCUUUUCAUCUCUCAAUAGGUACAUGUGAUUCCGGGUAACAAGAGAGCACAUUGUUUUGCAGCUUCCCCUUUGGUUUUUUGUUUCAUUUACCUGUCCCACAUGAAGCAACAGCCCAAUUGUGCUGUGCUUGUCUAAUGUUCCCUUUUACUCUUGUGUGCCAGCUCCAUUUGAUAAUGACAAAAGUAAUUAAUCUCCCCCGUCUUAUUGAGUAUGUUGAAGAUGUAUCUACAGUUGAAAGUCUACAGAUCCCUGUUCAAAUGCCACGUUUUUGUGAUAUGAGAUAUGAACCCAAGAUAAAUCAUUCCAAAACUUAUUCCAUCAUUAUUGUAACUUAUAAACUGUACAAAUCUAUAAAAAAAAUAUUUUUGGGAGGGGAAGUAAAAAAAACAAACAAAAAAAACGACGUGGUUGAAGUGUGCACACCCUCUAACUGGGGAUUUGGCUGUUUUUGGAGUGAACAAAUCACAUCAUGAUGGUGAUGUUGCACACGGUGGCGAGAAGGAAAUUGACGCAUGCAUCAUGAAGCCUUCAUGAUUAUGCGUACAAUGAAUUUGUGCGCAAAGUAUGAACAUUUCUAUGCUUUUAUUAGUGAACGAGACCUCGUGGUUAUGAUGUGGGAGGGGUAUUUUAAUGCUUAAAGUUUUUAUUCAUUUUCUCAUGAUUACUAUUAUGUAUUUCUGAUACAUUUUAUGCAUUUGUGUGUGUUCAAAUAUGUUUACAAUCCAUUUAAAAAGUGUGUUAAUACGUUUUAAAUGUGUUAAAAGCG